AUGCGAUUACGUCGAAUUAUUAAAGAAAACCACGGCACCGACGUCAAUCAACUUGCAUUCUUCUUUAACAAUAAGAACUUUUCUGCCCCUGUGGGUAUCGACGUGACAAAGACGUUUGACAAACGAGGAUCAGUUCAGCGUGAACAAACCGACACGAGUAAUGUCUUGGCUACAAUAGGCGGAUGCCAGUUGAACGUUUACGAUAACGAGCACUGUGGUGAUCACUUGGAUAUUAUGUCAAACUUUGACUUGUCUGUGCUUCAAAACAAAGAAGAAGAUCCAGUACGACGCGAUCUACACACGUUUUGCUGGCUUUAUCGAGAAAAUGACGCAUGGCUUGCAUUGGCUGGUACCGAUGGAUUGAUACACAUUGUCAGCCUGGCGAAUUCAAAAGAAAUUGCCAUCCUACAUGGUCAUACCAAAACGAUUCAUGAUUUACAAACACAUCCUUCCAGCGACAACUACAUCUUGUCAACAUCCAAAGACGGUACAGCUCGAUUAUGGGACGUUGAUGCUAAGCGGUGCCUGGCCAUCUUUGAAGCUGAUGCAACGGUCACUUGCUUUGAUCAAACGGGUGAAAAGUUUAUAUCCGGUAGCGCACGUGGCGAGCUUCGGGAAUGGAUUAUUCCAAAGGAUGUUCCCGAAAACGAGACACUGACAAUCACAAAGAAAGACUCACGUCUGUUUAAAAAGUAUCACGGUGAUAACUAUAUCGGUAUGUCUACGUUCAUGUAUGUUAUAUUAAUAUGUACAUGUCCACGUUAA
Molecule: messenger RNA, 765 nt
Organism: Zychaea mexicana
Lineage: Eukaryota; Fungi; Mucoromycota; Mucoromycetes; Mucorales; Lichtheimiaceae
Product: WD40-repeat-containing domain protein
Exons: 4
Coding region: 1-765 (254 amino acids)
Biological process (GO): negative regulation of transcription by RNA polymerase II
Cellular component (GO): ESC/E(Z) complex
Molecular function (GO): nucleosome binding; protein binding
Source: RefSeq, a predicted model, not a curated record